Messenger RNA from Gracilinanus agilis (Agile Gracile Mouse Opossum), 1108 nucleotides. It is a transcript of the gene IL22RA2, whose product is annotated as interleukin 22 receptor subunit alpha 2. The coding region runs from base 29 to 730 and encodes 233 amino acids. Gene Ontology annotation, molecular function: interleukin-22 receptor activity; protein binding. Lineage: Eukaryota; Metazoa; Chordata; Mammalia; Didelphimorphia; Didelphidae. The record is from RefSeq and is a predicted model, not a curated record. The transcript has 6 exons.
AAAUAUUGCUUCUCUUAUAAUCUUGACCAUGAUGCUUAAACAUUACUUUCUAAUCUUCCUUAUCAAAUUCCUCUGGAUUUAUGGAGGAGGAAGCCAACCAGUACAGGAAUCUCUGAGGAUCCAGAGGGUUGAAUUUCAGUCAUUUAAUCUCCAAAGUAUUUUACGCUGGCUGCCUGGAAGUGCUUUUACCCCCAACAACACAGUCUAUUUCGUGCAAUACAAAAUGUAUGGAAAGAAAGAGUGGACAAACAAAGAAGAAUGCUGGGGCAUUUAUGAAGUCUUUUGUGACCUGACAAAUGAAACCUCUGAUAUAGAAGAACCUUACUAUGGAAGGGUGAAAGCUAGCUCUGCUCAUGUCCAUACCCCUUGGAGUAUGACAAAGAGAUUUUCCCCCUGGUUGGAAACAAAAAUAGGACCUCCAUCCAUCAGUGUGAUACAAAGCGACAGAUCUAUACAACUGAUACUCCAUGCUCCAAAUUCACCCUAUAAAGACAGAAAAGGAAGAAACAAAUCAUUGAAAGAUUACUAUGACCUAAUAUACCAAGUAUUUCUAAUUAAUAAUUCUCAAGACAUGAAACAAAAGGUAUAUGAAGGCACCAAUGACACUGUGGAAAUAGAUAUUAUUCCUGGCUCCAACUACUGUAUAGCUGCAGUAAUGUAUUUGUUUGAACUAGACCGAAGCAGUGAGGGUGCCAAAAUCUGUACCUUCAAGACUCAGGGAAAUGUUUAGAGAGAUAGAGAAGACAGCCAUCUCAGGAAUGCCAACAGCAUACAAAUUGAUGGAAUCUGGUAUUCCUGAAGGUUGCUCAGAUUUGAAGAUGAUGAUUACAGAAGCCUGGUAGAAAUGAUCAAGCAAAAUUCAAGAAUGCUAUCUGUCCUUAUAAACGCUUUCUCUAAUUGCUGAAAACAUGAAAGAAAAUAGUUAAGCACAUCAUUUCCCUAAGAAAUCAUUUUUUAAAUAAAAGAUCUCCUUUUAAAAAUAAAUCUCUUUAUAACUCUUAUCUUUAAAAUGUUGUCAUGUGGUCUAAAAUCCACUUAGAACCUUAUAGUUUGUAUAACCCAGUAGAAUUGCUUGGCAGCUUUGGGAGUGGGGAGGGAGAGAACAUGA